AUGUCGUACCGCAUUGAAAUCUGCCCCAACAACCGCGCCCUUUGCAGAGACAAGGUCUGCAAAGAAGCCGGAAUCAAGAUCUGCAAGGGAGAGCUCCGUUUAGGGACCUGGGUUGAGGUCCAGGACCAUGGAGCUUGGCAUUGGCGCCAUUGGGGAUGUGUAUCGGGUGAGCAAGUCGUCAAUAUGCAGAAGAAGUACGCGACCGAUAAGCCCGGCGAGUACAACUGGGAGGCAAUUGACGGCUGGGAGGAGCUUGAGAACUUCCCCGAUGUACAGGAGAAGGUGAAGCGCGUCAUCAGGCAGGGACACAUCGAUCCAGAGGACUUUAAAGGAGACCCUGAGAUGAAUAAGCCUGGUCAAAAGGGCAUUCGUAAGAGGAAGAGGAAGGCAGAUGACAAUGAGGAGGAGGAACAGGAGGAGGAACAUGUGGAGCGUCCCACCAAAAAGUCCAAGAAAGGUGUUAAGAAGGCCGAAGUCAAGGAAGACCCGGCUUCUGCUUCCGAGGAAGUCGCAGAGAAGCCGAAGAAAGCUGCCAAUGGGAAGCGCGGAUCCAAAGUUGCUGUCAAGGAAGAGAACGUUGAUGAUCAGAAUGAGGGCGAUGCCGAGCCUAAGAAGCCCAAGAAGGCCGGUAGGGGCAAGCGUGGUGCCAAGGCCAUCAAAGAGGAGGAGCAUGAUGCGGAGGAGGAGCACAACAAUAUUAAGACCGAGCUUGGGGCCCUGGUUGAGGAGCCAAAGAAGAAGGGCUCCAGGAGCAAGAAGGUGAAGAAAGAGCCAACCCCUGAGUCGGAGCCCGAAGCCGAGCAUGUCUCCAAGGAACAAGAGCCCGAGGAUACACCCAGCGAAGAGAAAGUAGAGGAACCAGCUCCGAAAGGCAAGAAGGCCCGCAAACCCAAGGUGCAGGCUAAUGAGAAGCCUGCAUCUGCCCCCAAGAAGGGUCGUGGCAAGAAGGCGUGA
Thermochaetoides thermophila DSM 1495 is the source of this 954-nucleotide messenger RNA. RefSeq lists its product as uncharacterized. The transcript is spliced from 5 exons. The record is from RefSeq and is a predicted model, not a curated record. Gene Ontology annotation, molecular function: zinc ion binding; DNA binding. NCBI's taxonomy places the organism in Eukaryota, Fungi, Ascomycota, Sordariomycetes, Sordariales, Chaetomiaceae. Bases 1 to 954 code for a protein of 317 amino acids.